Molecule: messenger RNA, 1905 nt
Organism: Haemonchus placei
Lineage: Eukaryota; Metazoa; Nematoda; Chromadorea; Rhabditida; Trichostrongylidae
Source: the annotation of a GenBank genome assembly
AUGGGUAAAAAGGAAAAGGAAUCAAAAAAGGUUUCGAGUUCCGUCAGUGAUGAGGAGGAAGCAUCCAGCUCGCAAGGGAAAUCCAAGCCUCGCGUAAAGUUCGCGGAGAGUGAGCUCGAAGCGAAAGCUGCCGAAAAAACCACACCAACUGACAAAGUUAAGCCCACUAUUGUGGAGGUUGAGACUGAAGUUCGAGGAAAAAGGAAACGAAAACGUCUGCAUAAAAAUAAGCUGAGAAAACAGCUUGAAAACCUGAAGAAACCCAAACUUGAUGUUGUUACGCCAGAAGUUGGUGCGAAGACGUUCAAUGAUUUUGACAUUGAUGAGAGAUUACUCAAGGCAAUCGGUAACAUGGGUUGGAAAUGGCCGACGCAAGUACAGGAAUCUAUUUUCGACCUCGUUUUUGAAGACAAAAAUGUCCUUGCGAGAGCUCGAACGGGAAGCGGCAAAACAGGAGCUUAUCUGAUUCCUAUUGUUAACAAAGCUAUCAGCUAUGUAACUACAAUCUCCAGUGAGCCAAAUGGUCCGUUUGCCUUGUUCAUUGCACCUACUAAAGAGCUUUGCGUACAGAUCAACGACCUUUUGUUAAAACUACUUCAACCGCUUCCGUUCUUGCGAUCCCUCAAUUUAGCAGAUUUGACUUCAGAAGAGCGAUCGGUUUGGGAGAAUGAUACAGCCAAUUUCGUUGUUUCUACACCUGGAAAAAUACUGGAAGUUCUGGCAGUCAGACGGAAUUUUUGCGGAGACGUACGUCACCUUGUUCUCGACGAAGCAGAUCUUUUAUUAUCCUUUGGUUAUGAAGAAGAAAUGAGCUCUCUAAAGAAAUACCUCCCAGUCAAGUAUCAAUGUAUAUUGACCUCAGCUACUAUUACGGACGAUAUGAGCUCGUUGAAAAGCCUCUUUAUGACAGGACCAGUUCUCACACUUAAGUUAAAGGAAGGGGACCUACCUGAUGUCGAUCAGCUAACGCAGUACCAAAUAACAUGCUUGGAUGAUAAUGAACGAUUCGCCAUACUCGUUGCGAUGUUUAAAUUGCGUCUAAUAGUUGGCAAAACGAUAAUUUUUGUUAACGACACUAAUAGGUGCUAUAAGACCUCGCUGGUUUUGCGGUCGUUUGGAUUGAAAUCUGGUAUUUUGAACUCUUGUAUGCCGGCUAAUUCGCGUUUCUAUGUAAUCAAUCAGUAUAAUAAUGGCGCAUUCGACAUAGUCAUAGCCUCUGAUGCUACUGAUGCCAUUGAAGAAGAAGAGCCUAAACCGAAACAGCCCUCUCGUCGCGACAAGGAAUCAGGUGUUUCUCGAGGAAUCGAUUUUCACCAAGUUGGAAAUGUAAUCAAUUUGGAUUUCCCCACAUCUACUGACAACUACAUCCACCGCGUAGGGAGAACAGCGAGAGGUCGCAACAAAGGCACAGCCUUGUCUUUCUGCACCCCACCGGAACGAGUAUAUUUGGACACUGUCCAGGAGGAAAUAAAUACACAGAUGGGCCGCAAAGUGAUAGUUCCCUAUGAGAUCCGUAUCAAUGAGCUGGAUUCCUUUGUUCUGAGAGUGAAGGAGGUGCUCUCAAAAUGUGGCAAAACGGUUAUUAAAGCGGCUAGAAUGCAAGAAAUAAAACUGGAGAUGAUGAGAUCGGCAAAGUUACAAUCGUACUUUGCAAACAAUCCUAGAGAAAAGAUUCUGAUGGAGACGAGCACACGCCCAACCACUCUAGCAGUACAUUCGAAUUCCAUAGCCGAUGUUCCUGAGUAUAUGGUUCCAAAAUCCUUACGAGGGAUCAAUUAUUCUGUUAGUCGAAAGAAGAAGUCAAAACCUGGCCAGAAACAUCGGCGUAAGCUUCAAGGAAAGUCCGCCGGUCAGAAGGUCCAUAACCGUCAGAAAAAUGAUCCGUUACGAAGUUUUAAAAUAUAA